Messenger RNA from Erythranthe guttata (spotted monkey flower), 775 nucleotides. RefSeq names its product cell wall integrity/stress response component. The record is from RefSeq and is a predicted model, not a curated record. NCBI's taxonomy places the organism in Eukaryota, Viridiplantae, Streptophyta, Magnoliopsida, Lamiales, Phrymaceae.
AACUAAACCAAAUACUAAAUUGCAGUUUCUCGGCUCUUCGCAACACGUCAUCAAACCCUUACUCGAACCAUCUGCAAUGGCCGUCGUCCACUGUCCGCUUGUACUUCCGCCGGAAAAUACAGAGUCCGUCUUCAGCUCAGCAUCAUCUGUUCUCAGCCCAACACUUUCAGUUCUUUCUACUCACACUUUACCCAAGCUUAAAUCCUGCAAUUUCUCCAUUUCUCCCAAGCUUCGAGUGAAAUGUAAGGCGCAGGAAUCCGAAGUCAGACCACUUGCAUAUACCUUCACUGAGUACAAACAUUUGCUUCUUCCAGUCAUAGAUCGCAAUCCUUAUCUAUCCGAGGGUACAAAGCAGGCGGUGGCAACCGUUGCUGCUUUGGCAAAGAAAUACGGGGCUGAGAUAACAGUUGUAGUUAUCGAUGACAAGGAGAAGGAUAAGUUGUCGGAACAUGAGACUCAACUAGCUACUAUUCGUUGGCAUUUAUCUGAAGGCGGGUUUCAAGAAUUCAAGAUAUUGGAGAGACUUGGAGAAGGAAUCAAGCCAACGGCGAUAAUCGGAGAGGUAGCUGAUGAAAUGAAUAUGGAUCUAGUUAUUAUGAGUAUGGAGGCUGUCCAUUCCAAACACGUCGAUGCAAACCUAUUGGCCGAGUUCAUACCAUGCCCUGUCUUGCUUUUGCCACUGUGAUCGACAUCUUGUAUUCAAACUAGUCCUUAACUCUUACCAAAUAUGUUAGAAACACUUUCCUUUGAUUAUUAUCUCUGAAUUUCAUGGACA